AUCUUAUUUAUUUAUUUUGAAUAAGAGUUUUUUUAUUUUUUCCUCUGAGCUCUGGCUAACUACCACCUUCCCAACUAUCUGCUAACCACACGCUCUUUCAAUGCCCCCUCAAAACCCCCUUUCUCUCUUACUUUUAAUUUUUCAUUUAUUUUUUAUUUUUAUUUUUCAAAUUAUCUUUUUCUCUCUCUUUAAAUACCUGUAAUAGACGAACCUUAACACACUCAUAGCUCAAAACCUCUGUUUUCUCUGGUUUAAGCUCACGUAGAGAGGGAAAGAGAGGAAGAGAGAUAGAGAGAGACUGAGAGAGAAGGAAAAUGGCGCCAGCUGCCUUUUGGAAUUCGCCGAGGACGGUUUGCGUGAUGGAUGCGUCGGGCCGAUUGGGCUCCGCACUCGUCCACCGCCUCUUGCAGCGAGGAUACACCGUCCACGCCGCUGUGCACAACCACGAUAAGUUGACGUGCUACGAGAGACAAUCUAGAGAUAACAAGAGGUUGAGAGUUUUUCAGUGUGAUCCAUUAGAUUAUCACAGCAUUUUGGAAGCACUUAAGGGAUGCUGUGCCUUGUUCUACUCCUUUGAGCUACCUCCAGAUCACCCAACCUAUGAUGAGUGGAUGGGUGAAUUGGAAGUAAGAGCUGCACAUAAUGUGUUGGAAGCGUGUGCACAGACGGACACCAUUGACAAGGUGGUUUUCACCUCGUCUGCCACGGCUGUAAUCUGGCGUGAUCACCAACACGAUAGCCUCCCGCCCGACAUGGAUGAGAGAAAUUGGAGCGACAUUAACUUCUGUAAAAAGUUCAAGUUAUGGCAUGGGCUUUCGAAGACAAUAGCCGAAAAGACAGCAUGGGCUCUUGCCAUGGACAGAGGUGUAAACAUGGUCUCGAUAAAUGCGGGCCUUUUGAUGUGCCCCAACUUGAGCAUCAAGGAUCCCUAUCUUUUGGGGGCAGCCGAGAUGUUUAAGGAUGGUGUAUUUGUCACAGUUGAUCUCAAAUUCUUGGUCGAUGCCCACAUUUGUGUUUUUGAGGACCCUUCUUCCUAUGGUCGAUACCUUUGCUUUAACCGAAUCAUUAACUCGAGUGACGAUGCAGUCCAGCUGGCGACCAUGCUUUUGCCACCGUCAUCAUCGGACAUGUUGGAGGAUGAGAGGUGCUAUCAGCAGAGGAUUAGUAAUGAGAAAUUGAGCAAAAUUAUGGUGGAUUUUGAGAGUGGAGUGUCAAUUUCAACAAGCAGUGUUGAAUGAUUGCUUGUUAUUAUUGGAUGGAAAAAGAUACAUCUGUAUUGGUGUAAAACAUAUGAUGAUGUAUUGAACACUGUACAAGAAUGUUCAGUGAAAAUAUGUAUGUACACUUUGCCAGGUUUAGAUAUUUAGAUUAUCAUAAGCUAAAGUAAUGUAGCAUUAUGUUAUCAAAUUGAUUCUUUGAACCUUGGCUAAAAGGUGUAGAGUGGGAAAGUGAUGAGAUGGGGAUUAUGAUUAUUAUAUUAUUCCUUACAAUGUACCCAGUCUUCAACUUUAAUCUAUGAAUAUCUCAUUCCACUUUGGAUGUAUUCUUUUAUUUUUAAAAUUUUGCUGUC
Striga asiatica is the source of this 1570-nucleotide messenger RNA. The record is from the annotation of a GenBank genome assembly. Lineage: Eukaryota; Viridiplantae; Streptophyta; Magnoliopsida; Lamiales; Orobanchaceae.